ACUCUUUUCUUUUACAAAUUAAAUUCACACACAAUGGCUCGUCUUUAUGUUGGCCGCGUUUCCGCCGACGCUCGUGAGCGCGACGUUGAGCAUCUCUUUGGCAAGUACGGCCGCACUCGCGACGUGACCCUCAAGAACGGCUUUGGCUUUGUCGAGUUUGAUGACGUCCGCGAUGCUGACGAUGCCAUGCGCGACCUCCACGGCCGUGAUUUUAUGGGCGAUCGCCUGAUUGUCGAGCGUGCCAACAGCGGUGGCCGCCGUGACCGCGGUGAGCCUCGUGAGCGCCGCUUCGCUCCCCCGACCCGCACCCAGUACCGUGUUCUGGUUGAGAAUUUGUCGACCCGCAUCAGCUGGCAGGACCUCAAGGACUUUGUCCGCACCUGCGGUGUUGAAGUGACGUUUGCGGACGCUCACCGUGAACGCGAUGGCACUGGCGUCGUUGAGUUUGCCAACUCGACCGAUAUGCGCCACGCCAUCCGCCGCCUUGACGGCAAGGACCUCAAUGGCCGUGACAUUCGCCUGCGCGAGGAUCGUCCUCGUGACCGCAGCCGCAGCCGUAGCCGCUCUCCUCGCCGCGACCGUUCGUCAUCUCGCUCGCCCCGUCGUGACGAGCGCCGUCGCAGCCCGUCCCCUGCUCCUGCCGAUGGUGCUGGUGCUGGCUCCGCUGCCGACGACAAUGGCAACCGUGCUCGCUCACGCUCUCCGGCUCCUCGCUCGCCUGCUCCCCGUUCCCCGUCCCCCGCACGCGACUAAUCGUUUGGGUGUGUAUUCAGAAACGUGGUGCAAUAAUAAAACAAACCCGGCUUGUGGGUUGACGCUUGAAAUUUCAAGACUGUUUUUCGUUGGAA
Molecule: messenger RNA, 848 nt
Organism: Capsaspora owczarzaki ATCC 30864
Lineage: Eukaryota; Filasterea; Ministeriida; Capsasporidae
Exons: 7
Coding region: 34-753 (239 amino acids)
Cellular component (GO): nucleus; ribonucleoprotein complex; cytoplasm
Molecular function (GO): mRNA binding
Source: RefSeq, a predicted model, not a curated record